ACCCCCUCCCAGCCACAAGAACAAAUCACCUUGUUAAAAGAAUCAAGCUUUGCGUUGGUAACACAAAUACAUACUUGCUCUACUUUUUCUUUUUUAGAUCCCAUUCAAAGCUUCCCCACUCUCUACUCUCGAUAAAGCCAACCAAAGUUUCCCCCUAGCUUCCUCACACUUCCUCUCUUGCUCAAAAAAAAAUGGGGUUUUUUUUCUGGGUUCUCUUCGCAGGUUUCUUCUUUACAGCUCCAUUUGUUGGCUGCUCUCGAAGCUUGCCGCAGAGCCACCUGCCGACGACGGUUCUUGAUGUUGCUGAAGCACUUGAGAAAACCAGAAAUGUCUUCUCAUUUGACCCCACAAAGAAACCAGCGUUUAGCCCAGUAGACCAAAGCCUCUCGGCUUCAUCUUCCUCUUUGCUUUCCCUUCAGGUUUAUUCGAGAGCUUCUGUUCAUAAAAGCUCCCACCUUGAUUACAAGUCAUUAACUUUAUCACGACUCAAGCGUGACUCGGGCCGAGUCAGAUCACUCACCACUCGGUUAGAUCUGGCUGUCAAUGGCAUUUCAAGGUCGGAUCUUGAACCGCUUGAUAUUGGGUCGGAGUUCAGCGCAGAGGAAAUGGAAGGUCCGAUUGUGUCGGGUUCGAGCCAAGGCAGUGGUGAGUACUUUUCCCGAGUUGGAAUCGGGAAACCACCGAGUCAAGUCUAUAUGGUACUCGACACCGGCAGUGACGUCAACUGGGUACAAUGCGCUCCCUGUGCCGAUUGUUACCAACAAGCCGACCCAAUUUUCGAGCCGUCUUCAUCGUCUACUUACUCGCCUCUGUCUUGCGAAACUCAACAAUGCAAGUACCUUGACACGUCCGAAUGUCGAAACGACACCUGUCUCUACGAGGUUUCCUACGGUGACGGCUCUUACACCGUCGGUGACUUCGUCACAGAAACCAUCACCCUCGGCUCGGCUUCUGUGGAUAAUGUAGCCAUCGGUUGCGGCCAUAAUAACGAAGGCUUGUUCGUUGGGGCGGCUGGCUUACUUGGUCUCGGCGGCGGCCCGCUAUCCUUUUCUUCUCAGCUUAAUGCAAGUAGUUUCUCUUACUGUCUGGUAGAUCGUGAUUCUGACUCAGCGUCGACUCUCGAAUUCGACUCGGCUCUCCCACCCAACGCUGUUAAAGCUCCGCUGCUUCGUAAUCACCAAUUGGACACGUUUUAUUAUCUCGGUUUAACCGGAAUCAGUGUGGGUGGCGAGUUGCUUCCGAUUCCUCAGUCAGCUUUCCAAAUGGACGAGUCAGGUAAUGGCGGGACUAUCAUCGACUCGGGGACCGCCGUGACUCGGUUGCAGAGCGACACCUACGAUAUUCUCCGUGACGCCUUCGUUAAGGGGACAAAGAACCUGCCGUCAACAGAUAGCGUAGCGUUGUUUGACACGUGUUACGAUUUGUCGAAGAGGAGCAGCGUGGAUGUGCCGACGGUGUCGUUUCAUUUCCCCGAAGGACAAGUAUUACCGUUACCGGCUAAGAAUUACCUGAUACCGGUCGACUCCGAGGGAACCUUCUGCUUCGCGUUUGCGCCAACGUCCUCGUCGCUAUCAAUCAUUGGGAACGUGCAGCAACAGGGAACACGUGUCGGUUUCGAUCUCGGUAACUCCCUCGUAGAAUUCGUGCCCGACAAAUGUUAAAAAAAAAAUUAAACGGGAAAACCUUUUUAACUUUUUGACCAUUUCUUUUUUUACUGUUUUCACCUUGGUGAAAAGGUAACUUUUACCGUUUGGGAAAUCGGCGUGGGCCCAUUUCACAUAUAUUCAAUAAUUGUCAAGAUUUUAGCCAUCUAGUGUCGUGAUGAGGUGGGACCAGGCAAGCGGUGACGGUGUCUGUUUAUAGUAAAUUAAUUGGAUGUACGAGGGGAACAGUGGACAGACCUUGGAGGAUUAAAAGAGUAUGUUGACAGUAUUACCGUUACAAAUAGUUUUUUUUUUAUUUAAUCAAAGAUAAUUUAGUAUGGGUCUCACUGCUUGCA
Molecule: messenger RNA, 1999 nt
Organism: Theobroma cacao (cacao)
Lineage: Eukaryota; Viridiplantae; Streptophyta; Magnoliopsida; Malvales; Malvaceae
Product: Eukaryotic aspartyl protease family protein
Biological process (GO): proteolysis
Molecular function (GO): aspartic-type endopeptidase activity
Source: RefSeq, a predicted model, not a curated record